Erinaceus europaeus (western European hedgehog) is the source of this 5725-nucleotide messenger RNA. It is a transcript of the gene LRRIQ1, whose product is annotated as leucine rich repeats and IQ motif containing 1. The record is from RefSeq and is a predicted model, not a curated record. Gene Ontology annotation, molecular function: protein binding. The transcript is spliced from 29 exons. Lineage: Eukaryota; Metazoa; Chordata; Mammalia; Eulipotyphla; Erinaceidae. Bases 1 to 5358 code for a protein of 1785 amino acids.
AUGGUGGAACAAGAUGAUGGUUUGGUUGGAGAAAGAUGUACCUUUGUGGUGACAAAAAUUCCUAUAAAUCAACAUUUCGUCGAUACAGUGAUACGGGAGGUGGGAGAGGGGAGCGAGCUGUUGUUUGUAUAUUACAAACUCCAGGGUUAUGUAAAUGGUGAAACCUUCACAGAUGCUCAGAUGGGCAGCGGGGGCCCACCUGUUAAUAGUAAAGGAAUAAUGGAAGACGAUGAUGAUGAUGUCAAGCUUAACGAAGAAAUAGAAGCUGAAUUGGAUAAAAUAAGCAUUUCUUCCUUGGAAAAAGAUAUUGACAGUGACUCAAUCUCAGAAAUCCACAGCAAUGAUAGUAACUCAGAUUUCGAUGAAUUACCCGAGUCAGUUCUUCACUGUAUUAAUGCCAUAAAGAAUAAGAGUAAAAGUGUUGAAGAGCUCAUUCUUCAGGACAUAGAAGAUGCUGAUGGCUUAAGCUAUAAUUAUGGGACAGCUUCUAAUGACCAUAUGUGCUUAAGGAUAGAUUUAUCAACCAAAAACAAAGAAAAUCCAGAGCUGUUAAUGAAGAUGCUAGCUGAAAUAGAAAAAGAAGAAUUUCUGAGAAGUGAAACCCACUGUUAUAGUCAUGAUUCUGUUCCAGAGCCUGGUCCUCAUGACUUGUCUGUGGAUGAAGAUGCUUUACCAGAUGACACUGAUAUAAAUUUUGGAUACUAUGAAGUAGAAGAAAGAUGUAGACAGUCUUUUGAGGCUUGGCAAGACAAGCAGAAAGAACUAGAAGAGCAGGAGAAAGAAAGUCUAAAAGCUCAGAGGGAUAGAGAAGAAAAACAGUUUCAAGAAGAAGAGGACAAGAGAUACUGCUGGAUGAAGCAAUUUGAAAUUGAAAAGAAGAAGUUAGAGAAUAUGCAGAAGAAGGAACAGGACAAGAUGAAUGAUGAACUCCAUAAAGAAGAGAAAAUGUGGGAAGAGAAAUUUAAGGAACAUGAGGAAUUUAUUAGGAAAUUACAUUUACAAAUGGAAGAGGAAAGAACAAGAUUUAAAGACCUUCAGGAAAAAGAAAAGAUGCAUCUGUUAAAACUGAGGCAUAAAGCAGCUGUGAAAAUCCAAGCUAAAUAUAAAGCCUUUAUUCUUCACAAAAAAUAUGGCCCAAUCAUAAAGGAACAAGUAGAAAGGAAGGAAAGGAAAGCACUAGAGUGGAAGGAAAAGGAAGCAAAAAUACGACAGAUAGAAGGAGAGAAACAAAAAAGAUUAGAGGAACAGCAAAGAGUGGAAGAAGAGAGGAAGAAGAAGAGACAGGAGGAAAGGAAAAGAAGAGAAAGAGAAUAUGAGGAAAAGAAGAACAUCCUCAGAGAAGAAAAAGAGAGGUUAAAAUUCAGAGAAGAUGUAAGCAAACAACCAGCACCGAGUAGAACAUUCAAGCAGGGAGAAUGUAAUGCUAAACAUUUAACGGCUGAAGAUACAGCAAAGAAAAAAGAUCAUAUAGCCACAAAACUAGGGGACGAGAAGUCAAGGAAGUGGGAACAUGUACCUCUCUGGCUAACUGAAGCAUCAAAAAAGAGAGAGAAUAUUUGUAGACAACUUAUUUUGAAAGAAUCAAUACAAGUGAAACCAAGAGACUAUCUAUCAAACCAAGCCACUUUGGCUAACUGGAAAAUGGACGAAAAAAACGAAAACCUAGUUGAACAGGAAGCAGAAACACUGGCCGACCAAGCAACAGCACAGGAAAAUACAGACAAAGAAAGUGAAUUGGAAAAAGCCAAUCUGAAAGAAAAUAUGACAGAGUGGUUUCAGCUACAAGACCCAGAGUCAAAAAUGAAAGAGGAAGAAACCAUGGAGACUGCUCUGAGAAACAAUGUGAAGCAGGAAACCCAGGGAAUCGCCAUGUUAGGAUAUAGCCAGGAAAUUAAUACAAUGAAAAGUAGUGAAGGACAGGAAGUCCUCAAAGACCGCCAACAGACCAAGAUUCAAAAUACAGAAAAGGAAGAGGCAUCCGAACAGAAUGAAAUGUCACAUGAAGAAAAUAUUCCAGUGAUUGCCACGAAACAAAACCUUCUGCCCCCAAAGUUAGAAAAAUGUGACAAUAUGGAGGAAAAUACAGUAGUAGAAGAAAAAGAAAUUGACUUAACACCCGAGGAAACUCAGGAGAACUCAAAAGACAGUGUUCAGAAUGAUGACGUGAUUUCAAAUAUCACUGAUGCCAGGAUAAACUUAGGUAGAGAAAUAAACAAUCAAGGCUGUAUUUUAGGGAGAGAUGCUCUUUGUGAAGAUGUAAGUUGCAGUAAUGUAAAAAAAUCUUUGGUUUUUUCAGAAGUAAAAUCUCUCAUAUCUGAGAAUAAAGAAAUCCCAGAAGAAUGUUGUGAAGAUACAGUUGGAUGUGUAAGCAUUGUGACUCCCACUUUGCCAAAAUCAACUCUUCUAUCUUGUAUUGAAGAAAAGAGACUAGCUUGGAUUAAAUCACUUAAACCCUGGUUUGAAAUCUUUAAGCAAAGUCAACAAAGGACUAUUGUUAAGAGAAAGAGAGCUGUAAAAUGCCCUGUUAACAGGAUGCCCCCUUUGAAUACAUUAGAAAUUCUUCAGUGUGGCCCUUGGAAUACUUUACAGCAGGUCACAACAAUUACAUUUCAAGAUUUGCCAGGUUGUAAUCUCUCCACACUGACUGAGUGUAUGAAUCUUCAAUUUCUAUCUCUUCGACACUGUGGACUCACUGACUUAUGCAGCCUGAGUAGCUGCAAAAAAUUGAAAUAUAUUGAUGCACAGGAAAACCAUAUUGAGGCUAUCAACUGUGAAAAUUUGGAAAAUCUCUGUGUUGUUCUUCUCAAUAAAAAUCAACUCACUUCUUUUCAUGGUCUGGAUGGCUGCAGUAAUAUCCAAAAUCUUGAGGUUUCACAUAAUAAAAUCACUCGAAUUGGUGGUUUAGAGUCUUUGAAAAAUCUUCAGCAACUUGUUGUGGAUCACAAUCAAUUAAUUAGUACAAAGGGUCUUUGUGAUACUCCUACCAUUAUCUACCUUGAUUGUUCAUAUAACAACCUUACUGAAGUAGAGGGCAUCGAAAGUUGUGGUUUGCUCCAGAUACUGAAGCUCCAGGGAAAUUAUCUAAGCGAGCUUCCAUCCUUGGAAAAUCAUGUUCUAUUAAGAGAAUUGCACUUGGAUGAUAACAGCAUUUCAACUGUGGGAGCGUUUUCCUCGUGUUGGCUUCCGUUACUGCAAAACCUCACUCUGUCUCAAAACAGUUUGACAAAAAUUAUACCACUUUUUCAUUUUAUUUCUUUGGAAAAACUAGAUGUCAGCAACAACUGUCUUUCUGAUCUUACAAGUGCAAUGAGGUGGUUUGAUGCAUGUUACUCUCUUCGUGAAUUGUUUCUCACAGGAAACCCACUCCUUCAGGAAAUAAACUGGAGGAGUUCUCUACUUAAACUCUUACCUGCUCUAAGGAUACUCGAUGAUGAAAUACUAAAUUCUCAUUCAGAAAGCUACACUGAUGACUGCUAUCAUCCAGAAUUGGAAUAUUUUAUGGUACUUUGUCAGUCCCAGAUUAGAAAAUUCAACUUAUUAUUGGAAAACUAUAUUACUGGAAAUGGAAAUACAUUCACCUUAGAUGCUGCAGAGAAUCUCUGCCUUUAUUUUAAGAAAUUGAUGGCACUUAGUAAGGAAUGUCGACAGGCACAUGAAUUUGGAGAUGUAAGUCUGGACAAGAGAGAUGAAUCAGAAUCUCGGCAAAAUCAUUUGGCCUCUACCAGUAGUGAUGGAUCACUGCAAACAAGAGAGUUACACUCUUGUACAACUGAAUAUAACCCAUGCUCACCGGCUAUUUCUGAGAAUUGGAGGGACUCUGACUCUCCUGACUCCCCAUUAAUCAACUCCUCUUCAUGUGAAACAAAUAAAGGAGGAAAUCAAGAAAAUAUAGAGCAGAAGACAGAAGAGAGCUCCAAGACCAACAGUAUUCCCACCAAAUGCUUUCCAUGCACGGAAACUGUAAUGCCAAGGUCUCUGCUGAGGAAUUACCAAAGUAUUGAACAUCGUGAAAAGAUCAAGGCAGCUGUGGUAAUCCAGGAGCACUGGCGUAAUUAUACUGAAUGCAAACAGAUUUGUUUCUCUGCAAAACCACACACGGCUCCCACAGAACUCACAUCCUGGCCAAAUUCCUACAUCAAGAAUCAAGCUAUUUUAAAGGAAGAAGAAAGAGAACAUGUUGUGACUCUCCAAGAACAGAGAGAAAAUGCCGCUAUUCUUAUUCAGGCAGUUUGGAAAGGCUUUGUUUUGCGAAAGAAACUGGCAGCUGCUCUAGAGGCUAUUAAGAAUGUAGAAUCUGAAGAAGAAUAUGAAGAUAUAGACUUAGAGGAUUUUACAUUUGAUGAAGCUGCCUUGGAGAAAGAAUGGCUAGCUUCAGAUUCCACCCGCUUCCCUUCACAAACACUGCCUCUCCCAAACCAGCUGCACUGGCCAAAGUUCCCUGGAACCUUAAAAUGUGACGAUACUUCACUUAAUUUACCAAGUCAUCCAACUCAAGCAUGGCUAUGUAAUGAGAAAGAAAACUUAUUUUCAUCUGAACAAACAUAUAGCAGAUCAGAAAGUAGUACUUUGUCCUGGGUACCUGAAUCAAAAACCAGUAGAAAGAAUGUGCUAAUAUCUGAAAAAGAAGGGAAAAUUUCAGAAGAAUGGGGGUUCAAGGAUGUUUCUACUGCUCAGCAGAUGCUGAAGAGAGCACAGAAAAUGAAGUCAAAGAAAUUAAGGAAAAACUUGGAUCCUACUAUGAGACUAGCAUUAUUCAAGAGCAAUGAAAAUAAAGUUUCUGUGGCAAAGUCUCCUAAGAAGACACAGUCCAGGAGAGAUGGUUACUUUGAAGUGACCCCCUGGAACCUGGAUCUUGGCCUGAAUUUAGAAACCCCUGCUGAUAGCCUUGCUUCCAGGAUGGGUAAAGAAGAAGACUUUAUCUACAAGGACAUCACUGAAAAUGAAAAAUUAGAAAAGAGUAAGGAAUAUACAUACCGAUGGCUCCAUACACAGGUUAGAGUUCAUGAAGCAACUAGUUCCAGAAAUAUGAAAGGCAAUCACUUCUUGCCUGAAUUAGAUCCAGAGGUACGCAAUGGUGGAAGAGUUCAGCUUGUGGCAAGACUUGUAAGCAGAGAAGACACGGAUUUAGACCUUUUUUCCAUGACCAGUGGAAGUGCUUUGUCUGUGAAGAGAGAGAAAAAAAGUCAGGCACACAGACACUCAGCGGGAUCUUCAAGUUUUUCAGUUAAGGGAAUACUUGCACCAAUGAUAUCAAACACAAGACCUUCUAAGAAAGAACGUAUAUCAUUUCGUGACAAUCCUGUUCAACUCAGUGGUGGAUGGGGAAGUGGCAAAAAGAAGGUGAAAACUUCAAAGUAAUCCUGCAAGAGUCAACAUGCAAACUACAUGAAAAAAGUGGUUUAUUUUCAAGAGCUUUGUGGAUAUCUGGCACAUUACCAACUGUAUAUAAAGUUUAAGAGUACUAGUUUUAAUUUAUAUUUUUAUGCAGACUCCAGAAUUCUAUUUCCUAAUGGACUUUUCGAAUCCUUUCUGUAUAGUGCUGCAACUGUUGCUGUGUUCACAUGGGUUGUCCUCCAGAAAGUUAAUUCUACAAAUAGUGUAAUGAACUUUGCCUGUCUAGUUUAUUUUUUGUUUAAAAUUUUCACUAUACAUGUAUUAAAGACUUUUUGCUAUCAAUAAUAAAUUGUAAUAGCAUACACAUUAGAUAACAUAACUACUACAUCUU